CCAACUCUCCUUCGCACCGUUCCUGCAUCUCUCCCUUCCUACAACGCGCCUGAUCUUACCCUGCUUGCCGCGCCGGCACGCCUGAUCUCAGUGACGCGGGCAAGCAUACACACACGCACACUCGUUACACCAAUCUCGGUCCUUUACGGCGCCGCGCCGCACGCCACACGCCCCACAGCCAGCCAGCAGCCAGCCAGCCGAUGCUCCCAUUCCUACUCGCCCUCGCGGCCCUCGCCGGCCGCGUGGCGGCGGACAGCGGCCAAGUGGCGUACACGUUUCCUAAUAUGAGCGUGACUUACUACUACGACAACAACCAAAUCGCCAACCUCGACCCAUGCGGCCGCGCGACCGCCAUGCCGAAGGACUGGUCCAAGCCCACCAACCUCGGCAGCACGGCGUGCGGGAAGAGCGUGCGCGAGUUGGGGACUAAUGCUGUGAUUGCACUCAACUCGACGUGGAUGAGUGAGGUGGGGAAGGGCAACUUGUGUGGGCGGGAAGUCCAAAUCUGGAAAGACGGCCACCAAGUGCACCUCCUCAACGGCGGCGGGGGCCCCUUCGUCCUCUGGGAGGCGUGCCAGGCGUGCAUUACGCUGCCGCGGAUAGACAUGAGCGUGGAGGGGUACGUCGCCGCGUCGGGGGACACCAAGUGCCAGAACGGCGUGGUCGGCGGGUUCGAAGUGCGCGUCAUGGACAACUUUGUCCUCCGCGCGGGCGCCAGCAGAAGGGCCGCGCUGCAACCCGCCACUUGCGUCGCCGUGCUCGCCGCUGCCCUGCUCGCACUCCUUGCGGCGUCCUAAGCAUUGAACUACCUUGCUCGGAGCCUCGGAGCCCGAGCUGGCUGGCUAGCUGGCCCCUGCCAAGCCAUCACUUGUCCGCCCAUCUUGCUGUAGCACCACCACCACGCCCGCACGACCUUAUAAUCAUAAUCUUAUGUACAAUGUACACUAGGCCGGCGAUGAAGACGACGCGAGUAAACAGCUCAGCUCGUCGUGACGUA
Vanrija pseudolonga is the source of this 997-nucleotide messenger RNA. RefSeq lists its product as uncharacterized. The record is from RefSeq and is a predicted model, not a curated record. The transcript has 3 exons. Bases 201 to 797 code for a protein of 198 amino acids. NCBI's taxonomy places the organism in Eukaryota, Fungi, Basidiomycota, Tremellomycetes, Trichosporonales, Trichosporonaceae.